This is a messenger RNA of Alligator mississippiensis (American alligator), 602 nucleotides long. RefSeq names its product HUS1 checkpoint clamp component (gene HUS1). Gene Ontology annotation, biological process: double-strand break repair via homologous recombination; mitotic DNA replication checkpoint signaling; telomere maintenance. Gene Ontology annotation, cellular component: nucleolus; site of double-strand break; checkpoint clamp complex. NCBI's taxonomy places the organism in Eukaryota, Metazoa, Chordata, Crocodylia, Alligatoridae. The record is from RefSeq and is a predicted model, not a curated record. The coding region runs from base 1 to 588 and encodes 195 amino acids. The transcript is spliced from 6 exons.
AUGUGGUGCAAGUUAAGUCGGGAAAACUUCUUUGAUGAGUUCCAGAUGGCAGGAGUAGCCGCAGAGCACAAUGAAAUAUAUUUAGAGCUGACACCGGAAAACCUAUCAAAAGCUUUAAAAACAGCCCAGAAUGCCAAGACAGUGAAAAUCAAGUUGACUAACAAGCACUGCCCCUGCCUUACAGUAGCUGUGGAACUGGCAAGUAUUUACCUACCAGUGCUGAAUACCAUGAAGAGUGUUGUAGAGAGAAUGAAAAGCCUCGGCACUUCCAUUGUGAUUGAAGCAAAUCUAAGUAGAGAAAUGAACUUAAAAAUAGAAACUGAUUUAGUGUCUGUUACAACUCAUUUUAAAGAUCUAGGAAAUCCUUCGUGGGUAUCAGAGGGCGACUCUCAAAAUUCUACUCAGGACCAAGAUCCAGAAAUCAUGGCUAAAACACGUGUAGACAUCAGGAAGCUCCAGCAGCUACUUGCUGGACAGCAAGUAAAUCCCACAAAAGCUUUGUGCAAUAUUGUAAGCAAAAGGAUUGUCCAUUUCAUUUUGCUUCAUGAGGACGUUUCUCUUCAGUAUUUCAUUCCAGCACUUGUGUGAAAACUCAGUCUCAG